Messenger RNA from Carassius gibelio (silver crucian carp), 3032 nucleotides. RefSeq lists its product as uncharacterized. NCBI's taxonomy places the organism in Eukaryota, Metazoa, Chordata, Actinopteri, Cypriniformes, Cyprinidae. Bases 1219 to 2829 code for a protein of 536 amino acids. The record is from RefSeq and is a predicted model, not a curated record. Gene Ontology annotation, molecular function: protein dimerization activity. The transcript is spliced from 2 exons.
CUAUCAAUGUGUGGCUAGGAAGAUGUCUUCAAAGUCAGCGAUAAUUUGUUUUGCUUACGAAAAUCAUAAAGAAUUUAUUUGCAAGACAUCCGGUAAAAAGAAGCACUCUGCGGAUUGCAAAUUUUGCAAAACAAAUCUUACUGAUGUUUCUGGCACGACUUCAAACUUCUACCGACAUGUUCAGAGAAAACAUAAAGAAAGGUAAGUUGCUUAUUAUAACUUUUAUACCGAUUUAAAUCCAAAUAACAUUGUUAGGGCUGGGCGAUAUGACGCGUCUGUGCGCGCACAAACUUAAAUCAUGCAGACAGAAAUGAGGCCGCCCUCAAUGUGCAUCAUCACUGAUGAAUUAUCAAAUGGUUUUACACUUGCACGGUCAAAUAAAUUCACACACAUCAUGUCAAAAUGUAAGUUUGGCCGAGUAUUCAUGUAAACAGUCGGUUAUCUACAUUGGUGUCUUAAGUGAAUGUAAACAAAAAGUUGGGAAAAAUCGUCAAUAUCAGUCAAAUAAAUCUGUUGCCAUAAUGUUAACAAAAUCACUCACUCACUCUACUGAUAAAUAACUUAUUAAAUGUAGUGAAAUUCAAUGUGCAUGUCAUGUGUUAUUUUACAUUUAAUUGAUUUAUUUAAUUUCAGUAGUAUUUACUCUUACUACUAUUUGGACCUACUUGAGAAAACAAUAAUUGUGAAAUAAGAUUUUAGUAUCGCCCACCCCUAAACAUUAGCAUUCGGUGAUUCCAGUCUUUAAUUUAACAAAAUGUUAAAUAUAAUUCUUAAUGUGGGAAAUAACAUAAACCCUGCUGAUUGAGAUUUGUUUUUUACAUUUUAGUAAGGAAAUUAACAUAUCACAACAGAAAUGCAGGGACUGUAAAUAUAAUCCUUUUAAAUUUAAAAUGAUUUGCUCUUAAUUUAAUGUAAUUAUUUUCUAUCAGUUACUUAAUGUGAUCUGAAUUGCAAUAACUAGUAUUGUUAAAGUUUUCUAUUUUUUUCCCCAGAAUAAGAGAGUACCAAAGACAGCAAAAACAACCAACAGAUUCUGCACAGCCCAGCAUUGCAGGAUUUGUAAGACCAGACUUGACCAAACAAGCAGUGCAACUUUAUGAUGCAAGUUCCCCAAGACAACAAGAAAUUAAUAAUGCCAUAAUUAAGGAUCUCCUCAUUGGCUGCACUUUACCUCUAUCAAUUGUUGAAAAUCAGCAUUUCAGGCAUUUCUUGAAAGUAAUGGACAACAAAUAUACUCCCAUUGCAAGAAAAACAAUCACUGAAAAACACAUUCCUUUGUUGGUUGAUCAGGUGAAAGAUUCAAUUAAAAGGAAGCUCCAGACCCAAUCAUCUGUGUCCAUAACUGCUGAUAUAUGGUCUGAUCGAACCAUGCGGUCCUUCUUCGGUGUUACAGCCCAUGGAUUAAACCAAGAUGGAAAUCAGCUGGAAUCCUUUCUUUUAGACUGUAGGAGGUUUUGUGGGAGACACAGUGGAGACAACAUAGCUAUGGCAUUUGACGAGAUCAUUGAUGAAUAUAACAUAGCAAGUAAAGUCAGGUACAUUAUAACUGAUAAUGCAGCCAAUAUGAAGUGUGCAUUCAAAGUCAAGCUACCACAGGAAGAGCAGCACAGUGAUGGCAGUGAUGCAGAAGAGGAAAAUUUAGAUGAUGAGAGUCUUUGGGAGGAUGUGACCUGGGAAGACGAGACUAUCAUGGUCAGAACAAGACAAAGGCUGUCAUGUUUUGCACAUUCUCUGCAAUUAGUUGUACAUGAUGGAAUGAAAGAAGCCAAGGCCUUUUCUUCAGCACUUGCCAAAAUGUCAAAAUUAACCUCAUUACUUCACACAAGUACUACAUUUAAAGAACGAUUUGAGGCUACAUUUGGGACAGAUAGAUCAAUUCCUGCAGCUACAUCCACACGCUGGAACAGUACAUUCAAGCAGCUACAGGCCCUUACAGCACUUGACCAUAGGGAUCUCACACAAAUUUGCAGUUCAGACUUUCAACAUGUUCUUUUUUCAGUUCGUGAAUGGAAUCAACUGAAGGAUUUAGUUUCUGUUCUCUUUCCUUUUGCGGAAGCAACAGACCUUACAGAGGGUGAGAAAAUGGUCACUAUUAGUAUGGUGGUCCCCACUGUACUUGAUUUAAACACUCAUCUGCUCCAAAUCUCAGAGUCACGAAGCCAUUGCCGGCCACUAGCCACAGCCCUUCGGCAAUCACUUUUAAAGAGAUUCUCUGGGAUCUUUGUGAGAACCAAAAUGGUUGAGCAAACUGGGAAAGAGGACCAGUUCAACCAUAAUGUCUAUUUCUUGGCAACAAUGCUUGAUCCUCAGUUUGGCUUGAACUGGGUUGAUCUAGAUGUAACCAACAAUGAGAGUACAGAUUCGGUGAAGAAAUUCAGAGAGGAUCUGAAAAGAACACUUAUAGAUACUUUGACUGCAGAAGUUGAGGUCAUAGCGGAUGGAGACAUGUUGCAUUCUGGAGGUGAUGCUGAUGAAACCACAGAUUCUCCUCCUGGCAAAUGCCCACGACUUCUAGCUCGCUACCGAGCCCACAAGCACCUGAGCCACUCAGCUAAGGAUGCAUGCAUUUCAACUCAGAUACACAAGUACUUUGAUGCCAUUCAAGACACAGACACAAAUACAGCACUUGAAUUUUGGUCGACAAACAGGGAGAGAUUCCCACAGCUUUACUCUCUGGCUGUAAAAGUGCUGUCUAUUCCAGCAUCCUCUGCACCAGUAGAGCGUGUCUUUAGCAAAGGGGGCCUCAUCAUGAGACCACAUCGUGCACGCUUAACUCAUAAAAUGGUCACAGCUCUUGUAUUUUUGAAAAGCAAUAUGGCCCUGGUUUAGUGCUUGACUGUGCACUAUAGUGCAUUUCAUGUUCAGUGUUCAUUACAACUCGACCAAGAGAGACCAGAGCUGUGUUCAGAAAGGAGUUUGUUGUUGAUUAAGCACCGUAAUAAAGCUUUAAGUUUGUUAUGACUAGCUGAUAGAUUUAAACUCUAGUCUAAGUAUUUCCUCAGCCUAUUUAAAUGUGGGGGAGAAGCAUUAAA